AUGUACAGGAUAUCGGAAUCUUCGAGACACGCUAUCACAAUUCCUUUUCACAAGAAGUUUGCCGACCUUAGGAACUAUCGAGGAAUCUCUUUGCUGCGUGUUAUGUACAAAAUUUGGAGCGGAUUAUCCUGGACAGGAGCAUUUCGCGCCGAUGGAGUGCCAGGAAAGUUCCUUCGCCCACUUGAUGACAUGAACCAACGAACAGCUGCUGCAUUUCGAAAAAUACUCGAGAUUGUCUUAGCACCAUCAGGAUCUCGAGAACCUGGACCAUCAGGGUGUCGAGACCCUGAUGACACUAAGACAAUCUUGGCUGAUCUCGAGUACGCCAAGGAUGUCGUUGCAUUCAUGGAAAGCUAG
Messenger RNA from Necator americanus (New World hookworm), 357 nucleotides. RefSeq lists its product as uncharacterized. The transcript has 3 exons. Lineage: Eukaryota; Metazoa; Nematoda; Chromadorea; Rhabditida; Ancylostomatidae. The record is from RefSeq and is a predicted model, not a curated record. Bases 1 to 357 code for a protein of 118 amino acids.